Messenger RNA from Mizuhopecten yessoensis (Yesso scallop), 6434 nucleotides. Its product is annotated as E3 ubiquitin-protein ligase XIAP-like. Gene Ontology annotation, cellular component: spindle microtubule; cytoplasm; nucleus. Gene Ontology annotation, biological process: regulation of cell cycle. The record is from RefSeq and is a predicted model, not a curated record. Lineage: Eukaryota; Metazoa; Mollusca; Bivalvia; Pectinida; Pectinidae. The coding region runs from base 16 to 2598 and encodes 860 amino acids. The transcript has 7 exons.
UGGUGAGCUUAUGUCAUGGCGCCGCGUCUGUUGUCCGCAUUAGAAAGUGACAGUAAAAUUGUAAGCUGGUUUAAACUGGAUAGUGAAAUAUGUGAUGGGAACCUAUUAUUUGGUGUGUUUGGAAAUUUUGAUAUCAAUAAACAUAGAACGAGUAAGGAUUUGCACAAGAACAAUUUUGGAAAUCAACUGCUAGAUCUUCAAGAAAAUAUGAGACCUGUACAAGGAUCAAGACAAAACGGUCAUGACGUGACCAGUUCCCGCCGCCAUUCCGAGUGUUCGUCCUCCUUUUCCCGCCCAACAUAUAAGCGGUCAAUAUCGGAUGGAUCAAUAUCUUACUGCGGCCUUCAUACAUACAGCCAAACAGACAUACGUCUACACACCCAUGGACAUUUAAAGGAUUGUAAGAAACUGGAGUCGACCAGACGCUUGUUUUCAGUAUUUGUAUCACUGUUCAGAAACGAAUCCAAACCUGGAAACGGAGUGACGAAACCCCCAAGUAAUUCGAAUGUCCAAGAUUACAAUUCCAAAACUCUUGAUGCGGCUGAACAUUGUUUGCUAUACAAACUUAAAGCAUCCAAGUUAUGGUGUAAGAGACCGUUUUGUUCGACCAAUAUUAACAGUAUCGCUACCUAUUUAAUUAUAUUUAGUAUCAUCGGAUGUGUUGUGUACGACAUCAGACUUUGUUAUAUCAUUCUGUAUUUGUGGAUAAUAAUUGGAUUUUUUAAAGAUGUUAAAAAUAUCAAUGUUUGCCCCGAAAAAGAUAAAAUACAUUUAUAUGAAAAAUAUAUAACUAUAAAUGCUUUCAGUAAUGUUGGUGAUAAGUCUUAUUUGCACUGGAGCUUUAAAGACAACUUGUCUUGGUUGUGGCAAAUGCAGCCUCGUAGAGUUUCCCUGGAGGUUUUCCCGUCGAAUCUUAACCUUUAUUUCCAAAAUUCCGAAAAUGGGAAUGCAUCUGAAUCGAUGAACAUUGAAUGGUUACGGUUGAAGUCAUUUGCAGCUCAACGCAGCAUUAAUGUUCGACCAAUCAGAUUGGCGAGAGCUGGAUUUUAUUACACCGGUACUUCGGAUGAGGUACGGUGUUAUUCGUGUGGUAAACGGCGAUCUAACUGGGUGGCCGGAGAAGAUCCAAACGAAAUUCACAAGCAGAUAUCACCCGGAUGUAGACACGUGAACGGCACAGACGAUACAAACAUUGCUAUACCUCGUGACAGCAACGUUACGCAUUCUUCUGAAAGUCCCAUGGCUGCUUCUCAUUCGCAAGCAAGAAAUGAUGAGGAGCGGCAUUUUAAAAAUGGUUUUCGUAAUAUGUCCGAUGGGAAUCUUCAGAAUGAAAACUGUAGGGGAAAUCAUCAACAUCCUAAUACACAAAGUAGGAAUGAAUAUACAUACCAAGAGAACCCUUCUCUCGAACAACACACAAGCGAGAGGAACGCUGUUCCGAAACCCGUCUCUCAACCACGUCAGCAAUAUCCCCACGUGACCAAUCACAUGGCUAUACCUACUCAGUCUAAUAUCCCUACCGCGUAUUCGUCGGCAGCACAUGAUAGUCUGGACUUCAGGACACAACAAACGAACCAUCAUGCAAACAUUCAAAAUGGACAUUCGUUUGAGGAGGUGCGUGUAAGCAACGGAUACAAUACAGGUAUUGUACCACAAACAAACGUAAACAGUUCUCCUGUUUUGAACCAACCCGAUCGGCGUUCAGCUGCACACAGGAACAAUACUGGAUCAACUUCUGCAUCCGGUUCCGUCAGUGAUUCAGUGGUUAAGAAGCUUGCGCCACUCGGAGUUAACUUUGAUAAGCCAAAGUACCCGGCAUAUGCGGUACUUACGGUAAGGAUGAGUUCGUUUAAAGGUUGGUCGGGCUCACAGACACCAAACUUGAUGUCUGAGGCUGGGUUCGUGUACGCCGGGUACGCAGACUACACGCGGUGCUUCUUCUGCGGAGGGGGACUGAGAAACUGGGAGGAUGGGGACGAUCCAUGGGUUGAGCAUGCGCGGUGGUUUCCUGGGUGCGCAUAUUUACGACAGAACAAGGGAGCUGCGUUCAUACGUCUUGUUCACGAAAGAAUGGAUGCUCAAGAACAGGUUAACGACAAAACCAGUGGCAAAUCACGAGGAAAAGUGUGCGAAAGACCGACUGAGGAACUCCCGUCUGACACGGAGGUAGACAACUUACCAGCGUUCCAGAGUGUUGUAGAGCAAGGUUACUCCCCAGACCUAGCCAGACAAGUCGUGAGACAGUUGUGGACCAAAGGCAUCAGUAACGUGCACAGUGCAGACAUACUUGCAGAAAUACUUAGGAUCGCAGAGGGAGAGGAAAACACAGACGACCCGAGGCUAGAAAACACACAUAACGAGGGCGUACCUGACACAAACAUUGACGACUCGGAGGAACGUGAGAUACAACGCCUCGUAGAGGAGAACCGCCGGCUGAGGAGAGAGAAGAUGUGUAGGAUAUGUGAGGAAGAGGACGCCUCGAUCGCGUUUCUCCCGUGCGCCCAUCUCGUGUGCUGUCAUGUCUGCGCACAGGCCGUCAGGCGUUGUCCUGUGUGUGGGGUCAUAAUACAGGGCACAGUCAAAACCUGGUUCACGUGAUCAUAGUUGUAUUCAACACAUUGUACCUGUCAAAUAAACCACUAUUUUGAGUAUUUUUCUGACUGAAUUGACUUCCACUAUAAAGUCAACACCAGGAAUAUAAUACCAUCAUCAGAAUGAUAUGUUAACAUAUGUACCUUUCCAUGCGUAACAUCUUGCCUUUAGGGGUUUGCUAUUGGCUUGCCGCCACCAUCUAAAUGAUAUCUUCGCCCUGGGGACUACAACAUAUUCUCAAGUGUUGUUACAACGACAAAGAUAUGGAAAUUGUAUCUUACUAUCAAAAGGAGGAGUGGUGGACAUUUCAAAAUGGAAAUAUCCUGGAUCAUGGAGUACGAUUCACCUGUCCACUGAUCUCGGCGAAGAAUGUAGCCAUGAAGGACACACCAGCAGUUUUUAGCACAUUCUGUAGCUACUUCAUAACAACAUGUCUACAAAGCGAAGAGAGAACCUAGCGAUAUGAAAUUCUAAAGGUUCAUAUACACACUCAGAAAAUAUGGCAAAACUGAAAAGAGAUAAGUAAGGUAAACCAACAAUGAUACGGUCUUCCUUCAGGACAUACUACCACAGCGUCACGAGGCUCAUACUAGAAGAAGACCCCAGUGUUGUGCACUAGGGAGUUAACAUCCCCAUAAUCCGAAAACUCCGCUCGUGGUACAGAGAAGACACGUGUAUCGAUAGCGGAACCCUUGGAUUCCGAGGGUCGAUAUAUAAGGGAGUCUAAUUCUACGAGAAAAGAAUGUCACGAGAAAUGGAGGAAUUGGCCCGAUGGAAUGAUUUGUCGGAGUUUUAUAUUUAGAGAUGGAACAACAGUGUCGUUUUAAAGAAUGUCUUUACCGACAGUGCUGAUAACGACAUGUUAUUGUAUUAUAUACUUCAGUUAUUGUAGUCGUGUCUCGUACACCAACAUAGCAUAUUUUGUUCACUUUGAUUAUACAUACAUUGUAUUUUAUGAAACAGUGCUUUUAAACUUUUAAUUCAUGUAUAAAUAUAUUCAAGCAAAUCUCGCCUGUAUUAUACUCCAAUGUUAACUUGUAAACAAAACGAUGCUACUUUGUGCUGUGUUAUACAUUUUUUUGGGUCCUUCUUGUAAUCAGAACAAUGUUGUUGAUACUACUUUGUUUAUUUCAUUUAUAUUAUUUUAUUCAUAAAAGUCUCGCAAUGUAUUGUUUCUUUAAGGAAAUAAAUAAAUAAUUCCCAAUGCAAAGAUACACGUGUACAUGUUAGUCAGUGAUACCGGGAUCUUUACUAUGUUAGUAAGUGGUACCGGGAUCUGUAAUAUGUUUGGCAGUGGUACCGGGAUCUGUAAUAUGUUUGGCAGUGGUACCGGGAUCUGUAAUAUGUUUGGCAGUGGUACCGGGAUCUGUACUAUGUUUGGCAGUGGUACCGGGAUCUGUACUAUGUUUGGCAGUGGUACCGGCAGUGGUACCGGGAUCUGUACUAUGUUUGGCAGUGGUACCGGGAUCUUUACUAUGUUUUAAAAUUGAUGUUCUUUGUUCUUAUUUGCUCUUAUACUACACAUGUAUAUAUAUGGAAAAAGUUGUGUGGAUUUAUACUACACUUGUAAAUAUGGUAAACAAGCUGUGUGGAUUUAUACUACACUUGUAAAUAUGGUAAAAAAAGUUGUGUGGAUUUGUACUACACUUGUAAAUAUGGAAAAAAACGUUGUGGAUUUAUACUACACUUGUAAAUAUGGAAAAAAUGUUGUGUGGAUUUAUACUACACUUGUAAAUAUGGAAAAAGAGUUGUGUGGAUUUAUACUACACUUGUAAAAAUGGAGAAAAAAAAGAGUUGUGUGGAUUUAGAACAGUUGGCAUUAUUAUACAGGAUACGAAUAGUUGAACUAGUCAUUUGAUUUAAACUUUAUCCUUCCUCGUACUCGUGUGAAUCAUUUUAUUGAUAUACAUAUCAUAAUUUAAGUAAUGUGCAAAUAUAACCAUACAACUCAUGAUGCUUGAGAAAUAUACACAUGUGUUCAUGUUUAUCUCAUGGCGAACAUUUUAUGACUCGGUGGACUACAACACUACCCCCUUGAGCAAUACUUCACUUUAAACUUAGAAAAUAGUACACUUCACUUAAAAAAAGACUGGUCACCUUAAGGAAGAUUGCGAACUGAAAGAAAGGAUGCUAAUGGUCUUUUCUCGCUUCGGGGAAAUUAAUGCAACAAACAGAAAGCCAUACAAUGUAUGAGUUUAGUCUCAGACUAGUGACAACCACAGAUGAGAUCACGUACAGGUGACAGGUGCUAAAACUGUAAUACCAGGAUAUGAUUCGUCUCAUUGAUACAUCAUAGUGCCCGACUUAGUCAGUUAGGGAUAGUUACUGGCAUUGAUACAUCAUAGUGCCCGACUUAGUCAGUUAGAGAUAGUUACUGGCAUUUGGUUGAAUACAAUUGUCUAAUCUAGAGAACGAGAAUAAAGUCUGAACGUAUAUGGUAACAUUGUGUGGCCCUAUAUACGUCACACGACUGAACAGCACUGAACACUAAAUAACAUGACGUUUGUGUAGAAUCAGAGACAUAUACGUCUCUGGUAGAAUCAUGUGCUGGAGCUGACAAACCAAACUCUGGAUAUCAAGUUGCAAGUUAACUGAAUAUGAUGAUCAAAUAUUUAAUGAUGUUUGAUUUGAGCUAGAUUCAUUCGUUAUGUCCAUCACGUAGAUUGAUGUUAAAAUUGAUAUGUACAUGUUGUCUCAAUAAUGUAAGUUUUAUUUAAGUAUUUUAUUUCAUUUCGAUGCAAAUUGUGUCUCUAAUUUUGAGGAAAUAUAAUGAUGAUGAUGACUAUAUACUAUAUCGAUUUUGUUACCCAUUUAAGGAACAAAAUUAUAUGCUUCACGCAUAAAUCAUUGAGGAAGGGUCUACCUGAAGUGCUGCGGUCGUGUCUAAUAUUGUAUAAGAAGGACAAGCCAGCUAUUUUAUCAUCAUUUAUGUUCUUUAUAAAUUGUUAUACAUAUCUAUGAGUCUGUUUGUUGGUCAAUUAACAUUGUUUUAACAUCAAAUAUACAUUGUGCUUAUAGAACGUACACAUCAAUAAAGAGUUACAUAGUUCAAACAGUUGUAUCUUAUUCUGGAAAUAACUAGGUUGUGCUGGAGGACUGUUUGAUAUCAGAAAACAAGAGAGUUUUGUAUCUUAAUCCCUUUAUUGACCCAUGUAUAACAUGCCCUCUUGCAGAUCUUCCCCAUCCGUUCUAUUUAAUACGAUUGGUUACCGCUCAAAGAUAGAUACCAGCGCUUCUUUUGAAGCAACAUAAACUUAUCCAAACCGCAUAACUUCUCACAUUUACACCACACAUUGUGUAGAUGUUGACUAGAGUAAACCAAGAACAUGACUGGUGUACCCCUCUGCAUGUGUAUCGGAAGAGGCGACUUGCGUGGGGACCCUCUACGGAAUCGGGGCUGUCUUCUACGGAGGGGACAUGGACCAAACAUUGAUCUGCUGCCCCCAUUGCACCACUCAGGAUCUGUUGCUUCCUAUCAUUUCCAUCUGCCUUUUUCUAUCUACUUUCUCUUUCCCCCAGUGUUUCCCUUGGCACCCGUCUCCAUCAAAGGAUACCCCAUAAUGGUAAAAUAAAAUCUUGGGUCCCUUUUUGCCUUUUGCAACACUGGUUGUUGCCAGGACAUCAAACCCAGAUAUAUUUUUUUUACUGAGGAGGCCUCCAUCUAUGCCGAGAAACAUCAGGGUUAUCAGGACCCAGUUUCUGUCUGUCAAAGCAAUUUUAAUUAAAAAAUGAAACUGCAACAAAAGUUGUCCUAGUCUUUUACUUCCUUGGAAGACAAAAUUAUAUAAACAAUUCAAUAUACAUACAUAAUUCACCCAUACCUUCCACAUCUACACAUACAA